CUCAGUUUUCUCCUAUCCAAUCAGGUGGAAUGUUUGACAGGCACAUGGUUUAUACAGCUCAAAAUAACUUGGGACCUGUGAGCUGACAAAUGCUCUGGCUCCGGUGGUGACAGGUUGUCCAGCUUCUUACAGCCAUCUUCACUGAAACUAAGGUUAACUCCUCACUCUCUAUGGACGGCUACUUUCUAUUUCCAAGAGCGUGAAGAAUUUUCUUUUUCUCCUGUGCAUUCAUCUAAACGUUCUCCUUGGAUAACAGUCAUCACAGUGGAGUGCCUGGGUUGGACAUCCUCAUCUGGGUCAACUAAAAAAAGAAAGCAUGCAAGACGACAGCAUAGAAGCUUCUACUUCCAUUUCUCAGCUCCUCAGAGAGAGCUAUUUGGCAGAAACCAGACAUCGGGGAAACAAUGAGAGGAGCCGAGCAGAGCCUUCUUCCACCCCUUUCCAUUUUGGCAGUCCUCCUGGAGCUGCAGAAGGGGGAGGCGGCCAAGAUGACCUUCCAGACCUUUCAGCUUUUCUGAGCCAAGAAGAAUUAGAUGAAAGUGUCAAUCUGGCAAGACUGGCGAUCAAUCAUGACCCUUUGGAGAAAGCAGAUGAAGCUCAAGCUAGAAAACGUCUUUCUUCUGAUCAGAUGAAACACCCAUCGAAAUCAAGUUUUGACCCUAACUUCCGCCAGGAUAACUCCCCAAGUCCUACCAGCUCUACCGAGAGCCCUCAGGAGGCAACGAGGCCACAGUAUAGUUCUGAGGCUCAGUCCAAAAAACUAUUCUUAAAUAAGGCUGCUGAUUUUAUUGAAGAGCUGUCCUCCCUUUUCAAAGCCCACAGCUCCAAAAGGAUUAGACCCCGGGCCUGCAAAAACCACAAGAGCAAAUUGGAAUCUCAAAACAAAGUUAUGCAGGAAAAUAGCUCCAGUUUCUCAGCUCUAUCAGAAAAACGAGAAAGAUCAUCUGUUCCCAUUCCCAUCCCUACAGAUACUAGAGAUAACGAAGUGAAUCAUGCCCUUGAACAGCAGGAAGCCAAGCGGCGUGAGGCUGAGCAGGUUGCCAGUGAGGCAGCUGGUGGAGACACCACCCCAGGGUCUUCACCGUCAUCCUUGUACUAUGAAGAACCUCUGGGGCAACCUCCCCGAUUCACUCAAAAGUUAUGGAGCAGAGAAGUCCCAGAAGGAACCAGAGUGCAGUUGGAUUGCAUAGUGGUAGGAAUUCCACCACCUCAAGUAAGGUGGUAUUGUGAAGGCAAGGAGCUUGAAAAUUCCCCAGACAUUCACAUUGUCCAGGCGGGAAAUCUGCACUCACUGACCAUUGCUGAAGCCUUUGAAGAGGACACAGGACGCUAUUCCUGCUUUGCUUCUAACAUCUAUGGAACAGAUUCAACUUCUGCUGAGAUUUAUAUAGAAGGGGCUUCUUCUUCUGACUCAGAAGGGGACCCUAACAAGGAAGAGAUGAAUCGAAUCCAGAAGCCAAAAGAGGUGUCACCCCCUCCCACUACUUCUGCAGCCAUUCCUUCAGCAGUACCCCAAGCCCAGCAUGUGGUGGCCCGGCCGAGUGUAUCAACCAUCCAACAGUGUCAGAGCCCUACUAACUAUUUGCAAGGAUUGGAUGGAAAACCUAUCAUUGCAGCUCCGGUGUUUACAAAGAUGUUACAAAAUUUAUCAGCCUCAGAGGGUCAGCUGGUCGUCUUUGAAUGCAGAGUGAAAGGAGCUCCAUCUCCCAAAGUUGAGUGGUACAGAGAAGGGACCUUGAUAGAAGAUUCCCCAGAUUUUAGAAUCUUACAGAAAAAACCUCGAUCCAUGGCAGAGCCAGAGGAGAUUUGUACUUUGGUCAUUGCUGAAGUAUUUGCAGAAGACUCUGGGUGCUUCACAUGUACUGCAAGCAACAAAUACGGCACAGUGUCAAGCAUCGCACAGCUGGAUGUAAGAGGAAAUGAAGACCUCAGAAAUAAUGGGUCUCUUCACUCAGCCAACUCCAUCACCAACCUGGCUGUGAUUGAGCAGCAGCCAUCCCCACCCAACCCACAGCCUCCUUCUGUGGAACAACCCCCUAAACCCAAACUCGAAGGGGUUCUGGUGAACCACAACGAGCCCCGGUCCAGCUCAAGAAUCGGGCUCCGCGUACACUUCAACCUUCCUGAAGAUGACAAGGGAAGCGAAGCGUCUCCUGAGGGUGGCCCAGUGACUGCCAACCAGACCAGGCCUGAUUCUUUCCUGGAGAGAUUCAGUGUACAGCCAGCAAAACUCCCGGAACCUUCCUCACCUGUCAAAGAGCCCCCUCCAGUCCUGGCCAAACCCAAACUCGACUCCAGCCAGCUCCAGCAGCUUCACAACCAGGUCCUGCUGGAACAGCAGCAGCUGCAAAACCCAUCUCCUUCGUCGCCUAAGGAGUUUCCUUUCAACAUGAGUGUAUUGAACUCCGUUGCUUCCCCAGCAGGGACAAUGCCCAGCAAGCCUGUGAAGACCCCCUCAUCGCAGGCGUUCAGCCUGGCCCGGCCCAAGCUUUUCUUCCCCUCCACCAAUUCCAACACCGCCAUGGCAGCCGCGGCCCCUGCCAGCUCCCCAGUGUUCACCCUGAGCAGCACUCCUCAAACCAUGCAGAGGACAGUGAGCAAAGAAAGCCUCUUACUUUCUCACCCCUUUGUGCAAACCAGAUCUCUAGGAGGAGUUUCCGUCCAGAAUGAGCCACCCCCUCCAGGUCCAACGGAGCCAGUACAACCGCCACUCUCAUUUCCCAUCGCCGGCGGACACCAGUUUCAGCCCCGCUGUGUGUCUCCAAGUCCUGUCUCUCCCACCAGCCGGAUUCAGAACCCCGUGGCUUUCCUCAGCUCUGUCCUGCCUUCUCUCCCUGCCAUCCCACCCACCAAUGCCAUGGGGCUGCCCAGAAGUGCACCAUCCACGCCAACCCAGGGGCUAAUGAAGAAAAAUACAAAGUCUCCCCAGCCAGUGAAUGAUGAUUACAUUCGUGAAGCUAAGAAUGCAGUGAUUCUAGACUUGGGGAAAAAAAUGAAUUUCAGUGAUGUCAGAUCAAACCAGCAGGAGUACAAAAUUUCAAGCUUUGAGCAGAGACUGAUGAAUGAAAUAGAAUUUCGCUUGGAACGUACCCCUGUGGAUGAGUCCGAUGAUGAAAUCCAACAUGAUGAGAUCCCCACGGGCAAGUGUAUUGCUCCCAUCUUUGACAAAAGACUCAAGCACUUUCGAGUCACAGAAGGCUCUCCAGUCACAUUCACCUGCAAAAUUGUUGGAAUACCUAUCCCAAAGGUCUAUUGGUUCAAAGAUGGGAAGCAGAUUUCCAAGAGAAACGAGCACUGCAAAAUGAAGCGAGAAGGAGACGGGACAUGUUCUCUGCACAUCGAGUCCACCACCAGUGAUGACGAUGGCAACUACACCAUCAUGGCUGCCAACCCCCAGGGGAGAAUCAGCUGCUCUGGCCACUUAAUGGUACAAAGUUUGCCUAUUCGCAGUCGACUAACAUCUACUGGUCAGUCUCACAGAGGAAGGUCCCGAGUGCAAGAAAGAGAGAAGGAGCCCCUACAGGAACGCUUUUUCCGACCACAUUUCCUGCAGGCUCCUGGGGAUAUGGUAGCUCAUGAGGGGCGCCUCUGUCGGCUCGACUGUAAGGUGAGUGGCUUACCACCCCCAGAGCUGACAUGGCUGCUCAAUGGCCAACCUGUGCUACCAGACGCCUCCCACAAGAUGCUGGUCAGGGAGACUGGAGUCCACUCUCUGCUCAUUGACCCUCUCACUCAACGUGAUGCGGGGACCUACACGUGUGUUGCUACCAACAAAACCGGACAGAAUUCCUUCAGUCUGGAGCUCACUGUAGUAGCCAAAGAGGUGAAGAAAGCACCUGUGAUCCUGGAGAAACUGCAGAACAGCGGAGUUCCCGAGGGCCACCUGGUGCGGCUGGAGUGCCGGGUGAUAGGCAUGCCGCCGCCCGUGUUCUACUGGAAGAAGGACAAUGAGACCAUUCCUUGCACCAGAGAGAGAAUCAGUAUGCACCAGGACGCGACGGGGUAUGUCUGCCUCCUCAUUCAGCCAGCCAAGAAAUCAGACGCCGGAUGGUACACACUAUCAGCAAAGAACGAAGCCGGAAUCGUGUCGUGCACUGCUAGGCUGGAUAUAUAUGCUCAGUGGCACCAGCAGAUCCCACCGCCCAUGUCCAUCCGGCCCAGUGGCAGCCGCUAUGGAUCUCUCACCAGUAAAGGACUUGACAUUUUCUCUGCCUUCUCCUCCAUGGAAAGCACAAUGGUGUAUUCGUGCUCUUCUCGGAGUGUGGUGGAGAGUGAUGAACUUUAAGGCGGUCUGGGUGCCUGCUGUGCACGGGGGCAGACUGUGGAGAGGGAAGGAGGGUAAGCCAGAACCAGUGUUUCCCAAGCAACUGGAUCUGAGUGAGUUCCCACACUGCUGGGCCUGUGGCAAGGAGCGCUUUGUGUAAAUCCACUGCGGACUCUUGCAGUCUCCGCUGGGGCUGUGCCUUUUAAAGAUUCCAACAACAAUGUGAGAAGACAAGAACAGAUGAACCAAAGAUGUCAUGCCGCUGCCACCCACUGCUUUGGGGGAAAGCUAGCAUGCUCCCCUGCCCCAUGCUGGGUUAGGGAUGUUUAGACCCUACUAGGAGCAAUUAGGGGCCAUAUAUGCUUGGGCUGAGAAGAGUUCAACAGUAGUGACCUUAGGUAUCACUAACUCACCAAAUAAUAAAAAGGAAAAAGAUGGGAGGCCUCCAUCACCUUUCAUUGAUUACAUCCAUAGCUAGCUUUAGUCUCGGUGGCUUCAUUAAGUCCGCUUCUACUUAGCAUCAGGAGACCAUGCCAUGCGACUCACACAUGUGGAGAAGCAUUUUUGCUUAUCCUGGGUGUACUGAGCCACAAAAUAAGGUGCCAAAAUGUGCUUGAGAUACAAACUCACUGAGACACUCGAUAUUGCACAAGUGCACUUAUUCUAUAGCCAAAACAGGGCUCCACCCACCUGUCUGCACCAUUUUCUUUUGGAUACAAUGGUGAGUGGAAUUUAUAUAUCCCUAGACUCUAGAACAGUGGUUCUCAACCUUCUGGCCCUUUAAAUACAGUUCCUCAUGUCGUGACCCAACCAUAAAAUUAUUUUCGUUGCUACUUCAUAACUGUAAUGUUGCUACUGUUAUGAAUCAUCGUGUAAAUAUCUGAUAUGCAGGAUGGUCUUAGGUGACCCCUGUGAAAGGGUCGUUCAACCGCCAAAGGGGUUGCGACCCACAGGUUGAGAACCGCUGCUCUAGAACUAUGGGGUUGCUAAUAAACCAGCCAGUAAGAAAUAUUCUGUGGGGACACUUUUUAAACUACUAGCUUCCAUGGCCACUUGCAAACUAUGCAAGAGUCACCUUUGUCUGCCCAUAAGUAUACUGACACUCCCAACUCCUUCCCUCUCCCCAAAAGUCUGGAAGUGUAUGAGGGAGUGAGGAAGAAAGAUGCAAACAAGGGAAGGAAGUGAUGGGAGAGUGUUCUUCACUUGCCCCUGCAGAGCAGUGGGUGUGAAAGGAGAGGUCUUUAAUAGUUGUGAACUGCUAGGAGGUCAUUAACCAAAUUGCAUUUUCUAUAUAUAAAAUAGUACGCUAACUGGGAAAGUAGAAGGGGAGGGGAAUUUGCCUCUGUAUUCUAACCCAAUUCAAACCCCGCCUUUCAACUUAAGGGAGUUUUAGACAAGUUCACUGCAAUAUCCCCAGUGCCUAGAUGAGUGCUUAGCACAAGUAGACAGUCAACAGAUAUUUUUUGGGUGAAUGAAUCUUACAUUGAUAGAGAAAUCUACCAUUCACACACCAGCCCAAAAAUUGCCCUGGGACUGCUCGUCACAGCACAGUUUGCUCCCCAGCUAUAUGAACCGGAAGCAUCUGUUACCAAUCCCCUGUGCCCAAGUCUCUGGUGUUCCCUGAGCUGGGCACCCUCAGCAGGCAAAUUACUCAGGUGAACAAAUAGUAAUUGCUUAGAAAGGCUUGACAUUUUCUUCACUUCAAGGCAAGGAUUUUCAGUAUAAAAAUAAAUUCAUUCACUCAAAAAGUCAUUUAUGUAUUUUUAGAUGCUAUGCUGGAGACUGUGAGAUACAGAGAUAUGAAUAGGACACAGUUCCUGGCCUCAAGGAGCUUACAGUCUAGUAGAGUAGGUAAGAUAUAAGGCAUGUAGAGUGCUGCUUCUUGGGACUAUAUAUAUAUAUAUUCUUUAUUGAAUAGAAGUUUCUUGUUCUCUUCAUCCUAUAUUUUUCAUGACUCUAAAAUCAAGGUUUUGGUCAAUUAUUUAGCAGAAUUAUUAGAUUUUGUUUUCUUUUUCAUGUAUUCAGGAACCGUGCUAACAAUGUGGGCAACUGUAAUAAAAUAGCAUGUAUUUCAUGUAGAAUGCAUCCUGCAGGAUGUUCUAUUUCCCUACUGGCUUCUAUUAUGAAAUCUCCUAUAACCAAAGAGAACUUUCUAACUCCAGGAUUGCUCCUUCACAGUUGUGCACCCAGCACCCCCCGACCAUCACAUUUCUGUAAACCCUAGACAAUUCUCCCAUGGGAGGAGAUUUUCCAUCUCUAUUUGUCCUAGCUUUCUGAAUACUUUUUUAAAUCUGUUGCCUUUUGGUGUUUGAGAACUGGGACAAAUAUUAUAUUUGGCCAUUAGAUGGCACUGUCUAACCUAAAAUAUAAAAGCCCCCCCAAAUUUGAAAUUGAGCUAUCGGAUGAUGGAAAAGCAGGGUUUCUCAAGGUCAGCAUUAUUGACAUUUUGGACUGGAUAAUUCUUUGUUUGAGGGCAUCAGUAUUUUUAAAACAUCCCAGGCGAUUCCAAUAAAAAGCAAAGGUUCAGAAAAGUCACUUCAGAACUUAUCCAGAAAGGUCCAAAGGGAUGCAGAUGGUAUAAAGCCGUCUGGUUGGCAUCGGCGAAGAACGUACUCCCCCCUUGUUGCCCAUGCAGUGCCUGCCUGGGAAGUAGAAAUAAACAUGCACUCUGGCCUCAUUAGACCCUACUGUUCUGUCCAAUGUUCACUAGACAUGUGUCAUUCAUGAAACCCCAGAAGAACCUCAAAAACGUGCAAAAACGGACCAGCGAAAGUUGGUGCAGUUCAGCUAGCCCUUUGUUUCAGAAAGCUCUGCUGAUCCCAUAAGCACCUUUCUCUCCAAAGAACCAAAGGGCUUUUUAUAACGCAGUCAUAGGAAUGGAGAUUGGUGAGAAAGUGGAGAAAGAAAACGGGCCAUUAAAACCACACCGUCUUUCUGAAACAUAGUGCCCUUCACCAAAGCAAGGUUUUAAUUAGAACUGCCAAACAGUGGAACUGGUUUCAGUGCAUUCUUCUCUUUUUAUUCCUCUCUUAACUUUUGUAGGCAGCCAGUGAGAAAUUAAAUGGUCGAGAGACUAGACGUGGUAGCGCUGUCGCUCUGAAUCACACCUGCCAUGGAGAGUAACUCCCAGAGGAAUCAAAAGCCGACUUUUGUAAGGAUGGGUUAACUUGGAAAAUCCUCAAAUGAUACAUGGGGUGCCUUCUAAGUGUUCACUUGUGAAUUGGUUGUUUAAAACUCAGAACAAAUUUUCUUACACACAUAUCACCCAAUACUAUAUUCCCAAGUGAACCCAGUAACUCCCAUUUAACUCAAGACGGAGUUACAAAUUCUACUGCGCCUGAUUGGGUGAUGAUCCAACAAUAGGGAUCCAGGUAACACAGCCAAUGAGAGGAGAAGAAAGACGUCCUCCUCCCUUUUUUGUGUCUAUGAUGUGUCAAAGCUAAAGAAUGUCUAUGGUCCUUCUGUAUUUAUCCCCAUCCUGUGUUUUUCUCCUCAGAUGCCCCGUAUCCCAUGUUCUAUAACCCCCUGCUCUAACCCUUCCCAUCUCACCCCUUCCCUGUCAGCAUGUCAGCGUGCUUCAUGGUCCAAAAUGACCUACUCCAGUUCCACACAUCUUGGCUUGAUGUUCAGAGAGAGCAGUCCAAUUGAACAAAUUCUGAAUGCCUGAGAGUCCUUUAACUUCUCAAAGGUGCUGCAUUUCUAAAAGCAGUUGCUUUCUUACUCCCAUCAGCAACUAAUUGAUAGAAUUGCUGACAAAGUACA
Messenger RNA from Myotis daubentonii (Daubenton's bat), 8026 nucleotides. It is a transcript of the gene MYPN, whose product is annotated as myopalladin. Lineage: Eukaryota; Metazoa; Chordata; Mammalia; Chiroptera; Vespertilionidae. The record is from RefSeq and is a predicted model, not a curated record.